Messenger RNA from Ilex paraguariensis (yerba mate), 396 nucleotides. NCBI's taxonomy places the organism in Eukaryota, Viridiplantae, Streptophyta, Magnoliopsida, Aquifoliales, Aquifoliaceae. The record is from the annotation of a GenBank genome assembly.
AUGUAUAAAGAAGAUAUCGCUGGGAUUGAAGUUAGAGAAUUUGGGAUGGGAGAACUGAUGAUGAAUCUAAAGGUCCGAGUGACAAGUGCUCUUAACAAGCAGUCGAAAACUCGUCUGAUUGGUCCGAACUGUCCUGGUAUAAUCAAGCCUGGAGAGUGCAAAAUUGGAAUUAUGCCUGGGUACAUUCACAAACCAGGGCGUAUUGGAAUCGUUUCUCGUUCUGGCACAUUGACUUAUGAAGCGGUUUUCCAAACAACUGCCGUUGGCCUUGGGCAAUCGACCUGUGUAGGAAUUGGUGGGGAUCCUUUCAAUGGUACAAAUUUUGUUGAUUGCAUAGAGAAGUUUCUUGUUGAUCCCCAGACGGAAGGUAAAAACCCACAAUCUAGCACUGGUUAG